UGCUAAGCACUGUCUGCAAUUGGAUUGAAUUACAGAAAAACAGAAAAUGGCAAUCUCUUCCAGAAUGUCGGAACAGAGCACAAUUCCUGAGCAUGUUUUUCAGAGUAUAUUUGAUCACUUGAUUUCUUCUAACCAGUCUGGAUUACAGACGGAUUCAAUGCCAGAGGAAAUGAAAGCGCUUGGUGAGGAACAGGGAAAAAAACUGAACUGGGCGGCUCUUCUGAUCCUGCUGGUGAUAAUUCCAACAGUGGGCGGGAACACCCUGGUCAUCAUGGCUGUUUCACUGGAGAAAAAGCUGCAGUACGCUACCAACUACUUUCUGAUGUCCUUGGCGGUGGCUGACUUACUGGUUGGAUUGUUUGUGAUGCCGAUUGCCCUCUUGACAAUAAUGUUUGAGGCUAUGUGGCCCCUUCCACUUGUUCUGUGUCCGGCCUGGUUAUUUCUUGAUGUUCUCUUUUCAACUGCAUCCAUCAUGCACCUCUGCGCCAUUUCAGUGGAUCGUUAUAUCGCCAUCAAAAAGCCAAUCCAGGCCAAUCAAUAUAACUCCCGAGCUACUGCAUUCAUCAAGAUUACAGUGGUGUGGUUAAUUUCAAUAGGCAUUGCUAUUCCAGUACCUAUUAAAGGACUAGAAACUGAUAUUCUGAACCCCAACAACAUCACCUGUGAACUGACCAAGGAACGUUUUGGAAAUUUCAUGCUCUUUGGCUCUCUGGCUGCCUUCUUUACACCUCUCACCAUCAUGAUUAUCACCUACUUUCUCACUAUCCAGGCCUUACAGAAGAAAGCCUAUGUGGCCAAAAGCAAGCCACCUCAAUGUCUAACAUGGCUGAAUGUGUCCACUGUUUUCCAAACGGAGGAAACACCUUGCUCAUCACCUGAAAAGGUAGCAAUGAUAGAUUGUUCUCGAAAAGACAAAACUCUGCCCAACUCAAGUGAUGAAACACUUAUGCGAAGAAUGUCUUCUGUUGGAAGAAAGUCAGCACAAACAAUUUCCAAUGAACAGAGAGCCUCAAAGGUCCUUGGAAUUGUGUUUUUCCUCUUUUUACUUAUGUGGUGCCCCUUUUUUAUUACAAAUAUAACGUUAGCGGUGUGUGAUUCCUGCAACCAGGCUACUCUCAAGAAGCUCCUGGAGAUAUUUGUGUGGAUAGGCUAUGUUUCCUCGGGGGUGAAUCCUUUGGUCUACACCCUGUUUAACAAGACAUUUCGGAGUGCAUUUGGCCGAUAUAUCACUUGCAAUUACCGGGCCACGAAGUCAGUAAGAACUCUCAGAAAAUGCUCCAGUAAGAUCCACUUUCGAAAUCCAAGGGGAGAGAACUCUAAAUUUUUCAUGAAAUGUGGAAUUCGAAAUGGGGUUAGUCCUGCCAUGUACCAGAGCCCAAUGAGGCUCCGAAACUCAACCAUUCAGUCUUCAUCAAUCAUUCUACUUGAUACACUUCUCCUCACUGAAAAUGAAGGUGAAAAAACUGAGGAGCAAGUCAGUUAUGUAUAGCAGAA
This is a messenger RNA of Dipodomys ordii (Ord's kangaroo rat), 1494 nucleotides long. RefSeq names its product 5-hydroxytryptamine (serotonin) receptor 2B, G protein-coupled (gene Htr2b). The coding region runs from base 47 to 1489 and encodes 480 amino acids. The record is from RefSeq and is a predicted model, not a curated record. Gene Ontology annotation, cellular component: plasma membrane; dendrite. NCBI's taxonomy places the organism in Eukaryota, Metazoa, Chordata, Mammalia, Rodentia, Heteromyidae. The transcript has 3 exons. Gene Ontology annotation, molecular function: G protein-coupled serotonin receptor activity; neurotransmitter receptor activity. Gene Ontology annotation, biological process: regulation of behavior; smooth muscle contraction; G protein-coupled receptor signaling pathway, coupled to cyclic nucleotide second messenger.